GCCCCACACUCUUUGAGAGCUUCUCUGAGGGGACGAGGCCGGGGAGGUUUGGGGACUGCAGAGCUCCCCCAUGUCCCCCCCGAAGCCCCCCGUACCCUCUUCCUGCGGGGGUGGAGCUGUGAGGCAGGAAGGGCCCUGGGCAGCAGCCGUGUUUUGUUUUAAGGAGUUUUGGGGUUUUGGUCCCCCACCCCCGCAGCCUGCGGCUCCUCUAUAAAAGGUGUCAGGACGCAGUCACCCACUGUCAGUCACCUGCUGUCACCGGCUCAGUGGGCUCACCAUGGCUGCCACCUUCCUCCUGCUGCUGCUGCUGCUGCUGGGAGCGGCACAGGCUGCGGCCCCCCCGCCCUGCCAGGGUGACCCAAUGUCCUGGUGCUGGGACAUGGCCACGGCCACACACUGUGGAUGGGAGCACCAGUGCCUGCACCUCUGGGACAGCCUGGCCCUGGGAAAUGUGGCUGAUGGGGAGAGCGUGGCGCAGGGCAGAGGGAUUAAGUGCAGCCAGUGCACCAAGAUCCUGAAGAAGAUAAAGGCGCUGGCAGGUGACGACCCCGAUGAGGCGGCGGUGGCAGCAGCACUGCGGAAGGGCUGCCGGGUGCUGGGCCGAACCAUGGGCAAGUGGUGCCAGCGGCUCGUGAAAAAGUACCAGGACCAGAUCACCGAGGCUCUGCAGAACGGAGACAUGCCCCAGGACAUCUGCACUGCCAUGGGCUUCUGCCGGUCCUGAGCACAGUCAGUGCCCAGCUCUAUCCUGAUCCUAAUCCCGUGGGCUGAUCUUGCACUCUGCAUCCUGCAUCCUGUGUCCUGCACCCUGCAUCCUGCAUCCUGAUCCCAUACCCCGUGUCCUGCACCUCACAUCCCGAUCCUACAUCCUGCAUCCUGCACCAUUUCCUGCACCCUGCAUCGCAAUCCCAUACCCCCUGUCCUGCACUGUCCUGCACCCUACAACCUGAUCCUGAGCCCACAUUCUGCACCCAUAUCCUGAUCCUGCACCAAACGUCCUGCACCCCAUGUCCCAAUCCUGCACCGUGUCCUGAACCCUGAUCCUGCACCCCACAUCCUGAUCCUGCACCCUGCCUCCUGAUCCUGAACCCUGCAUCCUGCACCCCACAUCCUGAGCCCAUAUCCCUUCUCUGUGUCCUACACUUUGCACCCCACAUCCUGCACCCCACACCUGCCAGGGGGUGGGAGUGUGCUUGGGAUUUCUGAACUGUCCCUGCUGCAGGUCUGUAGGGUGGGGGUGAGCCAGGUCACCCCAAAGUGCAUUGUUGAGCAGGGGGAAGGCUAAAGAAGCUGCUUCCGCUGGCCCCCGACUCAGCCCGCACUCUUUGCUUUCUGCACAGACACAGCCCUGAGUGCCCCCCAAACCCCUACGCCCUUCCAGCCCCGAUGCCCCUGCAGCCCAGCCAUCCCCCUCCCCCACAAUAAAGUCGCUCU
This is a messenger RNA of Ficedula albicollis (Collared flycatcher), 1434 nucleotides long. Its product is annotated as antimicrobial peptide NK-lysin-like. Lineage: Eukaryota; Metazoa; Chordata; Aves; Passeriformes; Muscicapidae. The transcript has 5 exons. Gene Ontology annotation, cellular component: cytolytic granule. The coding region runs from base 278 to 724 and encodes 148 amino acids. Gene Ontology annotation, biological process: defense response to bacterium; antimicrobial humoral immune response mediated by antimicrobial peptide; killing of cells of another organism. The record is from RefSeq and is a predicted model, not a curated record.